This is a messenger RNA of Xyrichtys novacula (pearly razorfish), 516 nucleotides long. NCBI's taxonomy places the organism in Eukaryota, Metazoa, Chordata, Actinopteri, Labriformes, Labridae. The record is from the annotation of a GenBank genome assembly.
AUGUUAGCCGCCAGCAAGCGGCUAGUGGAGGCCGUCGCGAGCAAAUACAGAGGAGUGGGACCAGAAGGAGUUCAAGUUAUAGAUGAAGUUUAUUUUGUGAGUGCUGCAUAUGGAUUCCAGCCAGGCGUGAAGGUAGCGGAGGCGGCUGAAACGCUCAUCCCCACAGGCCAGAGUGGGAAUUGGGCCGGAGAUAAAGAUGGACUUUCUUCUGCUAAUGAGGAGAUCAAAAAGGACAAUAAAAUUAGCCUUGGUGAACUCAGACUGUCGCCGGGUUACGUCACAUGUGCCAACAUGAACGAUAAUUUUAGUGAUGGAUGGUGGAAGGGAAGCUAUGAUGCUGGGAAGUUGGUCGAGGAUAUGGACAGUUGUGGCACCAGGAAUACAGUGGGUGAUUGCAUUGAAAAAACGGACAUUCCUUACCAGCGAGUCCCCGAUGAUAAGCACUGUUGGAGAAAAAAGAGGAGUUGGGGCAGGCGGCUGAACCAGGUGUUUGGAACCAAGUGCAGUGGAGGCUAA